Puccinia graminis f. sp. tritici CRL 75-36-700-3 is the source of this 1328-nucleotide messenger RNA. RefSeq lists its product as uncharacterized. Gene Ontology annotation, biological process: ribosome disassembly; mitochondrial translational initiation. Gene Ontology annotation, molecular function: ribosome binding; translation initiation factor activity. Bases 73 to 849 code for a protein of 258 amino acids. NCBI's taxonomy places the organism in Eukaryota, Fungi, Basidiomycota, Pucciniomycetes, Pucciniales, Pucciniaceae. The record is from RefSeq and is a predicted model, not a curated record. Gene Ontology annotation, cellular component: mitochondrion. The transcript has 2 exons.
AUCACAUUUGCUUCGAUUCGAUCAUGACAGUCCCCCUCGCAUACAGAUCGAAGCGCUCAUUCGACAUCUCUCAUGAAUCCAUUAGCACCUCGGCUUGCUUUGUUUGAGAAUGCUUGUCGAGUGAUUCGUCGGACUCGCCAGGACACGAUGCACUCCUCCUCAAUGGCUUCGAGGCCGCCCAUCCGGCUGAAAGCCCGGCCGGUCGAACCUCAGUUCGUUGGAACCUCGGCCAUGAAGUUUUCCUGUGAAGCCUCGAAACAAAAGACGAAAGCUGCCUCUGACCAUCAAAUCAAAUCGGAGUGGAUCCAACUGGUGAAUCCGAGCAGCACUCUCAAGCAAGGAUCGGCUGCUCCGGAUAGCGAUCCUCCAAGCCAAGGCGCAAACUUACUAGUCGAACCGGCUCUGACCCGAGAAGUGCUUUCGAGACUCGAUUUGAACCAAUACACUUUGAUCGAGGUGAACUCGAAGACCAACCCGCCGAUCUGUAAGAUCGUCUCCCGCGAAGCUCUCGUCCAGAAAGAACGAACGAAACUGAAACAAAAGAAGGAGCAACAACGAUCGAACCGGCUCGAGAACGUGCUCAAGGAGAUCCAACUCACCUGGAAGAUCGAGCGGAACGACUUGAAUCACAAGCUCAAAGCGGCCCAACAAUCCUUCGAAAAAGCCUACAAAGUCAGAAUCAUCCUGAACCCUCCCAGUCGAUAUCAGCAGAUUGACCAGAAUCAUAAGGAUGAGCUCUUGGCUAUCGUCGAGGAGCAGCUCACCGGCUUUGGCGGUGAACUCGUCAAACAAGAAUCCGAAGCAGGCAAGUUGAUCAUGGAGUGGCAUCCCGUUAACAAGCAACGAUGAUUUUCGUACCUCAUACCCUUAUAGCCGUUGUCAAAUUGCAGCUAAACACUCCAUCGUUUUUGUUUUUCACAUCUCCCGAAAUUCGGUGUUUUUUUUUCACUGCCUCUCGUCCUUGUAUAGAAGAUACCUGAGAUUCAUCAUCACGUGGCUUGUCCGCUUUGUUCCAUGUCAAGAUUGUAUGUUAAUACUCUCUAGUUCGUGAAUCUAAAAUCCCGUUCACUCCACACCAGAACGUCAUGUAUUUUUUUUUUUUGGUUGAGAAUUGCCACUCCAUUGCAACAAUAAAAACUUGAACAUAUAAAAUAAGUAAGCUGACCAGACUAUCGGUAGCAUCAACAAGCUUGUACUCCAAGAACUUUAAAUCUAUAUUUGAAUCCGAAAUGGCACCGCACAACUGUAGCUCAAAGCAAAGCAAAGAAAGAAGAAUGCGAAUCCAUACAUGAAAUCACAAAAAAAAGAACAAAACAGACAACAGAAGA